AUGCCAUCCCCAACAAAAACACAGAAAUUUGGCCCGGUGUAUACAGAUGCUGUCAAACAUCUGACUACCAGCUUGUCAACGUCGACUUGGGGAAGUUGGCUUCCGGGGCAAACCGAGAUCAGUGCCACUGACACGGACGACCCAUAUGGGCAAGCCGCGUGGUCUUCAAUGUGGUUACAGGCGGACCUUCACAACUAUACUACCACCGGGUUGUUCUCAACCACUGUCAGUCCCACCCCCGUGCCUAGCAGUGAGCUGGUCUUGCCACCGCCGGAUUAUUUUGGACCCACCGAUUGCUACACAUUCCCCAAGGACUUUGUGUUUGGUGUAGCAGGAAGCGCUGCUCAAAUUGAAGGCGCGAUCGGUCUAGAAGGUCGGAGCCCCUCGUUGCUGGAGAAAUUGGUAUCAGACAGUCAGCCUAAGGACUAUGUCACCAACGAGAACUACUUCUUGUACAAGCAAGAUAUCCAGCGGCUGGCAGCGAUGGGUGUGGAGUAUUACAGCUUUACAAUCCCCUGGACACGCAUUUUGCCGUUUGUUCAUCCGGGGACUCCUGUUAACCAACAGGCCAUCGAUCAUUAUGAUGACUUGAUUGACACGAUUCUUGAGGCGGGAAUGAAGCCAGUCGUCACGAUGCUGCAUUUCGAUAGCCCAUUGAUGUUUGUCGCUGAUGACGACAUGAAGAGACGCCCCGAUAUUGGCUACAACAAUGCGGGCUAUCAGAAUGAAACCUUUGUUGACGCAUUUGUCAACUACGGCAAGGUUUUGCUUUCGCAUUAUGCAGACCGAGUCCCUAUUUGGGUGACCUUCAAUGAGCCCCUACUCUAUGCUUUCAAUUUCAAAGGCGUUGACCAUGUCGUCAAGGCACAUGCUCAGGUCUAUCGCUUCUACCGCGACACGCUCAAGGCCACCGGAAAAAUGGGUAUCAAAUUCAACGACAACUUUGGAGUGCCCAAAGAUCCGAAAAACGCCAGCCAUGUCCUGGCAGCUGAUCGCUUCCAAGAGAUGCAGCUGGGUAUCUUCGGCAACCCAAUCUUCUUGGGAAAGCAGUACCCGGAAUCCGUGUUGAAAACACUCCCCGGAGCAAAGCCAUUGAGUAAAGCCGAACUGAAAUACAUCGGUAAAACAUCCGACUUCUUCGGCGUCGACCCGUACACCGCUACGGUUGUAUCGCCGCCUGACGAAGGUAUCGAUGCUUGUGCUGCCAGUGAACCAGGGUCGAAUUCGCUUCUCCCCUACUGCGUCACGCAAGAAUGGACAAAUGUCCAUGGAUGGAAUAUUGGUUAUCGCUCUGGAUCUUACGUGUAUAUCACGCCGACACAUUUCCGGGAGUAUCUCUUCUACCUCUGGAAUACUUUCAAAAGCCCAGUAUUUGUGUCAGAGUUUGGCUUCCCGGUAUAUGGGGAGUCGACGAAGGAAGCGCUCUCUGAUCAACUUUUCGACUCACCACGCAGUGUGUAUUAUCUUUCUUUCAUGUCUGAGAUUCUCAAGUCGAUAUAUGAAGACGGUGUGCAUGUUAUGGGAGCGCUGGCUUGGAGUUUCGUUGACAACUGGGAGUUUGGUGACUACUCGCAACAAUUUGGUAUCCAAGCUGUCAAUCGCACGACCCAGCAGCGGUACUACAAGAAGAGCUUCUUUGAUUUGGUGGACUUUGUCAGGACUCGGCAGCAUAAGAAAAACUGA
Molecule: messenger RNA, 1683 nt
Organism: Penicillium bovifimosum
Lineage: Eukaryota; Fungi; Ascomycota; Eurotiomycetes; Eurotiales; Aspergillaceae
Product: glycoside hydrolase family 1 protein
Exons: 4
Coding region: 1-1683 (560 amino acids)
Biological process (GO): carbohydrate metabolic process
Molecular function (GO): beta-glucosidase activity
Source: RefSeq, a predicted model, not a curated record